This is a messenger RNA of Sapajus apella (tufted capuchin), 1398 nucleotides long. RefSeq names its product retinaldehyde binding protein 1 (gene RLBP1). The transcript is spliced from 7 exons. Gene Ontology annotation, cellular component: membrane. The record is from RefSeq and is a predicted model, not a curated record. Gene Ontology annotation, molecular function: phosphatidylinositol bisphosphate binding. The coding region runs from base 81 to 1034 and encodes 317 amino acids. NCBI's taxonomy places the organism in Eukaryota, Metazoa, Chordata, Mammalia, Primates, Cebidae.
GAAGGGGCCGACUGGAGAGCCCAGGACAGAGAAAGCAGAUCUCUUCUUUUUCCAAGGACUCUGUGUCUUCCAGAGGCAAUAUGUCAGAAGGGGUGGGCACGUUCCGCAUGGUCCCUGAAGAGGAGCAGGAACUCCGUGCCCAGCUGGAGCAGCUCACAACCAAGGACCACGGACCCGUAUUUGGUCCGUGCACCCAGCUGCCCCGCCACACCCUGCAGAAGGCCAAGGAUGAGCUGAAUGAGAGAGAGGAGACCCGGGAGGAGGCGGUUCGAGAGCUGCAGGAGAUGGUGCAGGCUCAGGCCGCCUCCGGGGAGGAGCUGGCUGUGGCCGUGGCGGAGAGGGUGCAGGACAAGGACAGUGGCUUCUUCCUGCGCUUUAUCCGCGCGCGGAAGUUCAAUGUGGCCCGUGCCUAUGAGCUACUCAGAGGCUAUGUGAAUUUCCGGCUGCAGUACCCUGAGCUCUUUGACAGCCUGUCCCCAGAGGCCGUCCGCUGCACCAUUGAAGCUGGCUACCCUGGGGUCCUCUCUAGUCGGGACAGGUAUGGCCGAGUGGUCAUGCUCUUCAACAUUGAGAACUGGCAGAGUCAAGAAAUCACCUUUGAUGAGAUCUUGCAGGCAUAUUGCUUCAUCCUGGAGAAGCUGCUGGAGAAUGAGGAAACUCAAAUUAAUGGCUUCUGCAUCAUCGAGAACUUCAAGGGCUUCACCAUGCAGCAGGCCGCCAGUCUCCGGACUUCGGAUCUCAGGAAGAUGGUGGACAUGCUCCAGGAUUCCUUCCCAGCCCGGUUCAAAGCCGUCCACUUCAUCUACCAGCCAUGGUACUUCACCACGACGUAUAACGUGGUCAAACCCUUCUUGAAGAGCAAGCUGCUUGAGAGGGUCUUUGUCCACGGGGAUGACCUCUCUGGUUUCUACCAGGAGAUCGAUGAGAACAUCCUGCCCUCUGAUUUCGGGGGCACGCUGCCCAAGUAUGACGGCAAGGCUGUUGCUGAGCAGCUCUUUGGCCCCCGGGCCCAAGCUGAGAACACAGCCUUCUGAGGACAUCUUCUGCCAGCUGAACUGUAGUUAGCAUCCCUGGGCCUCUGAGCUGUCCUGGACCCAAGGCUAAGAAAGGGCUGCUUGAGAUGACUGUGGUCCCUCUGGAGUUCCCUACGCCUGAGUGAGCUCAGGGGUAACCCUUGAACAAGAAGUACUGGGGGUAGUUAUAUUUCCACCCGUCCUUGAAACCUUAAGACAGUAAUUUCUGUGCGAUGUUGUAUUUCAAAGACUCUAGUUUUCUCAAUCAUUUCCUUUGUAAUAGAGUUUUGCGACUUAGGGUCUGAAAACAGGCAGGGAGCCUGGGUUAAAAUAUCCCCCUACUCACCCCAAAAAUGCAAUAAAAGAAGAUAAAAGAGGGAGGAAA